GCAGUGCCGUGUUGUAGUGUCGUGUCAUCCUGCGCUACGUCAACGAUCCACCCGAACGUGGAGGCAACGAUCGAUCGCGUAUCCUCUCUGAAAUCCGUUCGCUACCGGGUCGUUGCCUGGUGACCCGGUCUUCUGCGUGGACAAGGCGUAUCCGGGCCUCGUUGCAGACGCGACCCGUCGCUCGCGGCGUGUAAACAAUCGAAAACGACUCUCCGUGGGGUGUCGUUCCCAAGAACGAGAUCUCCGUCAAGUGUUUAUCCGGCUGUCCCCCCCCCUCCGGAACGCUGCCACGAUCGUUGAUUUUUCGCGAGUGUCAGUGUGAUAUCGCCGAAUUGUUGAGUGCACGAAGUUCGUCGUCGCGAGAAGGAGGAAGGACUGGUUAACCACUGGCGGCCCCAGGGAACCGCGGAGGAAGGGGACAGUGAAGGUGUCAAACGUCCGCGACUCCUCAUUGACAUUUCCGUGACAUUUAGUGCGCGAUUCGAGGCGAGUGCGAAACACCUUUUCGUGUAACACGCGUGAGAGAUCGUCCCCGCCGGCCGCCACGGAGGCCGGAGAAAGUCACAAGGGCAGGGAAUCGUGUCGAUGACGGUUCUCCCGUGCCUUAUCACCGCCGUACACGGCUUAUCUCGCGUUAUCUGUCUCUCGGAAUCGGCCCGUGCACGUGCACCUACGCGAUAAAAGGGGGCUCGACGACCUCUGCACUCCGGGGCCAGCACGUUCCCGCCGUCGACGACGUCGGUACCGACGACCCGGAGGCAUGAUCCUCGACGGACUUCCACUGCGUUCGCGCGCGAAACUGAUCUGACGUCCAACAGGUGGUCGGUUGCACGCUGACGGAAGCGACGAGCCUCCGCGAGCCAGACCUGCCGCUUCCAAACGUCCAUCGGGCAGUCGUUUCUCACGACGGAAGUUCAUAUCAGAGAUCAAACUGGACAUACUUACCGCCACGUCGGGACGUACGGAGUGGAGAUGUCCGCGGGUCGCUGAGAGAAUGAGGGAGCUGGACACCGAAAGCCCUGUUGUCUGGCCGGCCUGGUGCUAUACUGGUGAGGUGUCAGGUGAAAACGUUUCCGCGGGUUCUGGACCACGUGGCGGCGAUCGUGGAGAGGCGACCGAUUUAGGCACACACGCGGAAAACAACGACGGGGCCACCCUGGCCGCCAACACAGCGGUCGACGCCAGGGGCGGAAGCCCCCAGGGCGCCCACCUCUCCGGUGCGGCCACCCCCAGACCGCCCAGGAGUCGAAGGCGGCAGAAUCAGAAUGGUCUCAACACUACUCAAGUCAAAACCGAGCGUCUCACGCCAGACAAUAAUUCGACGUCCUCGAGGAGCGUGACGCCGUCGUCGUCCAGCCACCCAGGAACGCCGCCAAAUGCUACCCCGUUGGGUGGACCGGAGGGCCCACCACCACCCUACCACCUCAAGCACAUGGAGCAGAUGAUGGAACAAAAUUGUAGCGAUUUCAUGAGAAGGCUCGCUGCCAAGUACAAUAACGCCAACCCCAACGAUUACUUCAGUUCACCUAGGAACGGCUACCCUCCCGGUUUAGAUCCAAGGUUUCCGGCGUUUAAAACGGCCGCGACGCCCUUCGUUGGUUUGAUGGCGCCUCUGGGUGCACCUCAACCAUCGACUGUACCAACCACCUCACCUCUUUCUAGCAAAGACCCGAAGGAACAGAAGCAAGACAGCCUCUUCGGCAACCCGGUGUUUCCGCCGAUGCUCGAUAUGUCGUCGACGCAGGCGCUAUUGCACAUGGUCAGGACUGCGAACGCCGCGCAGAAUGCAGCUGAGCUGGAAACCUACCUUAAAGGUGCGAACAAAAGAGACGCAGGAGUGACGAGUCCCUUGGAUCUUUCGACUCCCGGGGGAUUCGCACCGCGGAAGAGGCAGAAGGCGGAGACCAGGAGACCGGGAAGCGUGUCUCCUAAACCGAAACCAACCCCUAGGCCCACUACACCACCCCCUGUGAGGUGUCCGUCCCUUUGCGGCCACAUGCCCUGCGGCGAUGGGCAGGCUGUCAAUCGAUGGACCAUCGAGGACGUCGUCAAUUACGUGUCAUCGAUCGACAGUUGCGCGGAGUACGCACAGAACUUCCGCGAGCAUCGCAUCGACGGAGCAGCGCUGCCGCUGCUGUCCGAAGACCACCUGACGGGCCCAAUGGGUAUGAAGCUGGGCCCUGCUCUGAAGCUGCGUGCCCUGCUGGCCCGGAAACUAGGCGCUUGCACGGUGUGCUUGCACUGCGCGCACUGCCACCAGACGCCGCUUCCGGCGUUGAACGCGGCUGCGGCCGCCGCGGCGGUGUCGCAGCAACAGCACCAGCAGCAACAACAACAGCAACAACAGAUGCCCGGCAGACGACCGAGCAGCACGGGGAACUGACACAUAGUGGCGGGGACUCCACUCGGUCUGCAGAGCGCGUCGACGCCCUCUUCGGACCCGAACAGGGCUCUCAGGAUAGAACGGCGCGUACCGCGACCGAUACGCAAGCCGGAAGUCAUCUUCAAGAAGCCCAUAAAACAGUGACGCGGUACCACGCGAGAUUCACCCCGUGUGACGAUUAACCGCGGACGCUAGUGUUCCGGAGGCUCCGCCUGUUGUUUUAGUGUUCGUUUCGAGACUCAGAGAGUGGGGGGAGAAUUUUGGAGUAGAGAACGAAAGGAGGAAGGACGAAAACGAGAAUCUGUCCGUUGCAAUCGAGUACCUGGAUAAAACGGCUGCGAAGGAUCCUCGACUUUGGUGGCGAUACGG
Molecule: messenger RNA, 2752 nt
Organism: Colletes gigas
Lineage: Eukaryota; Metazoa; Arthropoda; Insecta; Hymenoptera; Colletidae
Product: polycomb protein Scm-like
Exons: 6
Coding region: 995-2383 (462 amino acids)
Cellular component (GO): PRC1 complex
Molecular function (GO): protein binding
Source: RefSeq, a predicted model, not a curated record